CUACAUACUACCUAGGUACAUAUACAUAAUUCCUCCCUCUUGACCACAAAUAAUAAUUCCCUACAAGGUGUAGGUCUAGGAUAUUAGUAACAAAACUGGCCUGAGAGACGGAGAAGCACCAAACCAUGUCUUCUCAACAACACGAGCCAAAAAUCACCUCCAAGAAUCUUGCCUACUCGAGCGAUCUACCUCCCUUCCUAGCCAAGCUCCGCGGCCAACACCAACAGCAGCGCGAUUCCGACUCCCCGGACCCUAUCUUAGCUGCGCGACGACGAGCAGCACGGCCGCGGUCCGCCAGCGAGGAGGCCGAGGACGCGCCUCUCGUCGUCGACGAGGCGGGGAACACCAUCGCUCUCCCGUCCGGCGCGGACGCAGACGCGGACGUUUCUGCAGAUGACGACGUAGACGGUAGGAAUAAUGCCGGAAUAGACAGCGAGGAAGAGAAAGAGAAAGAGAAAGAGAAAGAGAGGGAAAAGGAGAAAAUAGCUGGCAUCGGGGCAGGCAAAAAGCGCAAGGUGGGACGGGUGGUUGGCGGUGCCGACGAGGACGGGGUUGAGGACGAUGGGCAAAAACCAUCAAGAAGCAUUAAAGGCCGAGAGAAGGAAGAAAGCUCUUCGGCAAAGAACAGCAAUAAACCCGCCGCUGACGCUAAAUCGGGAACGAAGCAGACCAAGAAGAAGGCGAAGAAGAUCAAGCUCAGCUUUAACGACGACGGAGACUGAAAGGCGCUGAUGAUUCUGAAGCUACGAAAUGGCCUAUAUAUUUAUCAUACCAUGCCAGGCUCGGAUAUAUGCUACCAGGAUUUGACGAGACCGUAUAUCGGCGUCCGUGAUAUCCAGUAUGGCCUGCCUGGUUUUUAGGCUCUGGAGCCAUCACUCUUGACGAUGAGCAACUGAACAACCGACAUAUAUAACGAACCCGGUCCCAUCGCCAACAGGUGGUAGAGUGGCGUUAUAUACUCCGAGACGAUGGUUGGGUCCAAAAGAAGAGACGACAAUUUUACAUCCUCUAGGGAAGGUGGAUAAGUCGAUACGGGAUCUAGUUCUAGACAAAGCCAGAGUCUCACGAGAACACCUCAAGAUUAUGCCAAGGCGUUCUAAGGUAUUAUGUAUGGUUCUUUGGGUCUGGUCAGGAGUCUCAAUACCAACCCUUCGGCCAAAGCAGACCUUGAUAAAUAGUCAACGAAGGCUUCACUACAUAAAACACGACAGCGCCUGACGCCUACAUGCCCAAACCGAAGUGUUUACAGACAAUCAAUAGGUACCUGUGCAAACGCCGCAAGGGCAUCUGUUCAUUCAAAUUCCAU
This is a messenger RNA of Daldinia decipiens, 1306 nucleotides long. RefSeq lists its product as uncharacterized. The transcript has a single exon. The record is from RefSeq and is a predicted model, not a curated record. The coding region runs from base 126 to 722 and encodes 198 amino acids. NCBI's taxonomy places the organism in Eukaryota, Fungi, Ascomycota, Sordariomycetes, Xylariales, Hypoxylaceae.